Molecule: messenger RNA, 957 nt
Organism: Aureococcus anophagefferens
Lineage: Eukaryota; Pelagophyceae; Pelagomonadales; Pelagomonadaceae
Exons: 1
Coding region: 1-957 (318 amino acids)
Source: RefSeq, a predicted model, not a curated record
AUGCUGGGCACCGAUCCCCCUUCCGCAGAACGAAGCGGUGUCGGGGUACGACCAGGUGGCCCCCACCUGGCUCGGAAACCCCCGAAGCCGCAAAAUCUCUGCCUUUUCGGGUCGCCGGACCCGGCCGUCCCGGUCAUCGACGAAACCCUCCGUAGGACCCAGUGGCUAAUCGGCUGCAUCUUCGAACAGCGUCGCCCUCAUUGUCGGCAUAGGGUGCAGCGCGCUGCACACUCUCCGCCCCAGCCCGGUGUCUCCGGGUACCCGGCCCAGCACCACGUGCUGGUUGCCACGGGAUCCCUGAAGGCCCGGCUCUGCCCACUUCGACCACUCCCCGUCGUAUGUCAGUGUCUCCGUGAGCUCGUUGAGGGGGACAAAGAAAUCCGCUGGCACCAGCUGCAGCAGGCCCGCCUCGUUGCCCCGCAGCAGGCGGACCUCUUGUGUCGCGCCCAUAGACCUGAGCCGUGCUGGCCAGAUCAACCUCACGCGAUUCUCGCCUCCAAGCUCCGUUGCGUUAAGUACGCAGCUCUCUGGCGGCGGGGCGUAGUAGCCGAGACGGCGCAGCCGUCGUCGGGCUUUGCGCAAUUACCGUUCAAACUCUGCGUCGCCCCUGAGAUAGAUGAAUUCCAUCAGUAUCACCUUCGGACAAGCCGGCUAAACCCGCUGGAGAACCUUCAGCCAGUCCACCAACCACCCGCCUGUCGACCCCGCUCGCCGGCGCUGCCGCCCGGCGAGCGACCAGUCGCCACACGGUGGCGAUACUGCCAAGAUAUCGAGUUCCCGGAAAACUGCGCCCAACUCUGUGUCCGACACGUUCGCCAAGUCACCCCACGCGCGCAACUUCUUCUUCUUUCCCCUUUUCCACGUCUUUCAGACAGCUUCAUCAUUGUCGCACUGCACGACGAGCUCGCAGGCUUCGAGCAUUUCUGCGACUCGACCAAAGCCAUCCAGCGCCCCUGA